GUUUGUGUGAAGGCCCCGGUUCCCUCUGCCCGAAUCUCUUCCUCUGAAGCGGUCACCAGCGUGUGGAGCCUGCCCCACACCCAUCACCUGCCAAACCACGGCCUUUACCUGUGUCUUCCGGUGUUUCCCGUGCGACCCGUCCUGCGGGAGUGCCUCCUGGGCCACCCCAGAGUUCACGCAGCGCUCGGUGGCUCCAAUGGUGAAGAUGACAAGGUCCAAGACUUUCCAGGCAUAUCUGCCUUCGUGCCACAGGACCUACAGCUGCAUUCACUGCAGGGCUCAUCUCGCCAACCACGAUGAGCUCAUUUCCAAGUCCUUUCAAGGAAGCCAAGGACGAGCAUACCUCUUCAAUUCAGUAGUUAAUGUGGGUUGUGGCCCUGCAGAGGAGCGGGUGUUAUUAACAGGAUUACAUGCGGUUGCAGAUAUUUACUGUGAAAACUGCAAAACCACGCUGGGUUGGAAAUAUGAACACGCUUUUGAAAGCAGCCAGAAGUAUAAAGAAGGCAAAUACAUCAUUGAACUAGCUCACAUGAUCAAGGAUAAUGGCUGGGAUUGAAUGGAAAGAGCCCAGCCCUACCAGCGUGUAAGAGAAUGCCAUCCAACCGAACAUUAAAUCCAAGAGUGAGAGAGUGACUGAACGCUUGGUUCCAUGCAUUUAGAGGCUCUGCAAUUUUGGAGCAUCUUCACACCCUUCUCCAUCUUUAUUGGUGACUGGCCUCUAAAUUUCUGUCUCUCUGUCUCUUUGCUUUGUAUCUGUUUGUGAGUUGACCCUGGCUGCUUCUCUCUCUGUUCUGGCGUUGGCUAAGAGAAUGCACCGAAUGCCCGACAGCCGUUCCGUGUUGGUGAGUGUGUUAAGUACAAACUGGUGUUGGCUCUGUGGUGGCAUUUUAUCAGAAGGUCUCGGUGCGAGAGGAAGACCUGAGUUUGGGGCAGGAGAAGGUGAUAGGGGGUGGGGACUGGGCCCGAAGGGAAGUCAUCAGAAGUUGAAACUGUACUUCUCCUUUAAGUCCUGGUGAACCAAGGCUUGAAACUAUCUACUUGUCUAAAUGGACAGAAAAAUACCUCACGGCUGCGUUCUCUCCGAAUUGUAAAACCGCUGCUCUGUCGGUGGAGCUUCAGUCUAAGCUGGCUGGGCACAAGUCAUAACCAGUUCCCUCUGCCAGCGAAUCGCAGAUCUGUGUUUUGUUUGCCAUUUAUGAACUUGGUGGUUGGUGGGGGGAGGACCUGAAGGCAGGAGAGAUCCCCUGCCUCUCCUUUUUCUCGCUAUUUCAGGGUAGGGAGGCCAAACAUCCCAACAGAGCACAGCUGCAGGGAGCAUCCUCGCAGCUGGAGAAACCAAAUCCUGACUCUUGAGCCCUUUGGAGAGGAGAAAACCACUUAAGUCAUAAGGGAGCUGGAGCUG
Molecule: messenger RNA, 1402 nt
Organism: Apaloderma vittatum (bar-tailed trogon)
Lineage: Eukaryota; Metazoa; Chordata; Aves; Trogoniformes; Trogonidae
Product: protein yippee-like 2
Exons: 4
Coding region: 197-556 (119 amino acids)
Source: RefSeq, a predicted model, not a curated record